Molecule: messenger RNA, 331 nt
Organism: Boleophthalmus pectinirostris (great blue-spotted mudskipper)
Lineage: Eukaryota; Metazoa; Chordata; Actinopteri; Gobiiformes; Gobiidae
Product: ras GTPase-activating protein nGAP-like
Exons: 2
Coding region: 1-261 (86 amino acids)
Source: RefSeq, a predicted model, not a curated record
AUGUGCAGGCUGUUGGCGGUGGAGGAGGAGCUCCACAGGGACCAUGCAGAGAUGCAGGCCGUCACAGAGGCCAAGCAGAAGAUCAUAGACGCUCAGGAGAAGCGGAUCCUCUCUCUGGACGCGGCGAACUCCCGCCUCAUCUCGGCUUUAACCCAGGUCAAAGAGCGCUACACCACAGCCAACCUGCGCAACGGCCUGUCCCCCACCAGCCCCAGCAAACUGUCCAUCACCAAGAGCGGGGAGUUCAAGAGCACCGGCUGAACCUGGACCUCCCGAAGCCUUCGAGAAGAGCUCCUGAACAGGACACUGAGGGAGGAGCCUGAAGGACCCA